AUGUCACCUACAAUGGCCCCUUCGAUGAGCAUAGACAUUAACGUACGCGGCAUCGGCAUCUCGUGGCUAGCAAAAAAGGUCCCCAAACCUCCAUCCUUUUACGGUAACCAGUGUCCCGGGCGAUUCGAUUUCAUCGUGCUCCAGAUGGUAAUCGUAAUCUGGCAGUAUCUGGCCCCUGAUUUGUUAUCAGCAGCCGGCGCGCUACAGCUCCAUUCUCUUCUUUCCCUCAUUUACCAUUGGGUUCACGAUUUGAGGAUACGGCACAAUGGCUCUGGAGAAAAAUUACAGGUGUGGAGGAUGACGGGAAGGAGAUGGGGAAGCCUAGCACCGGCACGGUGA
Molecule: messenger RNA, 339 nt
Organism: Paracoccidioides brasiliensis Pb18
Exons: 2
Coding region: 1-339 (112 amino acids)
Source: RefSeq, a predicted model, not a curated record